Molecule: messenger RNA, 987 nt
Organism: Guillardia theta CCMP2712
Lineage: Eukaryota; Cryptophyceae; Pyrenomonadales; Geminigeraceae
Exons: 10
Coding region: 1-987 (328 amino acids)
Source: RefSeq, a predicted model, not a curated record
AUGGGCCAUCGCAACAGGUCUUUGCCGGGGGAGGAUGUCACAGCGACAAGAGAUGAGCAGUACAUCAUUGCAAAAACUGAGUUUUCAUCGGAUCAGGUGCGCGGGGAAGAGAACGAAGCUGCCAUCCCUAGUGGAACAUCGGCAGCAGGAGCAGGAGCAGCGGAGGAGGGGGGAGAAGAACUCGAGGAACUUGAUGAAGGAACAACAGCAUCCUUAGACGGAGAAAGGGAGAGAGGAGGAACAAGAGGAGGAACCUUGGCACAGGCUGAGGGCGCUGGGAAUGGGGAAACAGAAGACGCGAGCAGAUCUGAAGCCACGUCAUUUGAGGUUGAAGACAUGAGGCAUGAUGGUUCAAAGAGUAAAGAUUCAGAGCAUGGUCGGGAGAGGAGGUUGUCCAACGAGGGAGCAAACCUCAACGAAGAGAGUGAAUCUUUCACUACAACCCGGAAAAAAUCCGUUGGAUCCAAGUCCAUGCUUUCCAUAGAGGUUGAGUUCAAGAACAUCAUAUACGAGCUGCAAGCUUGCAAUGAACAGCUCGCGUCAAUCAACGCAUCGUUGAGCACGCAGAUCGAUCAACUAGCUCCUUCUCCUUCCAACGACGCAGACCUCUCUCACAUGUCCAACGACAAGGUCGAAGAUUCUGAAGUUCAAGACUCACAAAACGCAUCUGAGAACAGAGACAAAGUUUUACACCCUCAAAACGUGUUGAGAUGUCUAGAUGUCAAAGAACUGUGGUGGAGUCCAGCUGAGAUCUCAAAGUUGGUGGAGAGUAUUCAGUGGACAUUGCGGAAGGGAGAUCAACACUUCUCUGAGAUUGUAGAGAGAUAUCUCGAUCGCAAGUCUGACACCAUUGGCAUGGAGGAGUUCUUCAAGUGUUUGAAUGAUCCUCCUCUCCUGCUUGAUGUCAAUCUUUACAAAAUCCGCCUCCUCUGGUGCAUGUUGGUCGGUACAAGUGAGGUGAAGGACGAAGAGAGUGCAAAGGACUGA